Molecule: messenger RNA, 945 nt
Organism: Papaver somniferum (opium poppy)
Lineage: Eukaryota; Viridiplantae; Streptophyta; Magnoliopsida; Ranunculales; Papaveraceae
Exons: 1
Coding region: 1-945 (314 amino acids)
Biological process (GO): meristem development; meristem maintenance
Source: RefSeq, a predicted model, not a curated record
AUGUUGGACUGCGCACAGGAGACACGAGCUAUCCAGUCAGCUGGGGAGUUGUCGAUUUAUCAUGACGUGAGAGGUAUCGUAGCUUUGAUUGCUCGUUGGUGUGUUCCUACUCAUACUUUCAUAUGCAGGUGGGAAGAAUUUACCAUCACUUUAGAGGAUGUGGUUGCUUUAUUGCAUCUUCCAGUCACGGGUAAUUUCCCUACACCACUUUCGGCAGAUGAGAAUGCAAUUUCUGAUGUCUUGACAGCUACAAUGAAUGUUAUUGACAAAUUAUCCAGCAAGUCUUGUUAUUCUCAAUGGUUGAGGCACUGGUGGCCGAGAGAUAGAACUCCUAAAAGACCUGUGGAUGGUAUAUUGAACAUUGCUGCUUUCUUGUGCAUGUGGUUGUCCCGAGAUGUAUUUGAAGAUAAUCGAAACUUGCUGAAACCAUUCGUGAUUUCUUUCGCUAUUAAGAUAGCUCAAGGUGAGAAACUUCUUGUUGGUAGUCUGUUCCUGGGUUUACUAUUCUCCAAUUUGGACUCCUUGUUCGUGGAUUCCAGUGUUUCCAAUGGCUCCGUGAAAAUUGAAACAUAUGCCAAUACAAUGUUUCUCCAAGCUUUAUGGUGGGAGCGCUUGAAGAAUUAUGCACCAAUUCCUCGUAGCAUCAUGCAAGGAUUGAAUGCUGACGCUCGUUAUGUUCUUUCUGAGAAGGAUAAAGCCAGAAUUAUGCGUUGGUCUACAAAGAAGCCUCGAAGCAAGACACGCUUCACUAGUGUUUUAGAUAAUGAGCAUGAGUUUAAUUUCCGUCCUUGGGUGUCGAUUCCUCCUUUGGUCUCGCAGUUGAUCACUUUCAAUGACGCUGAAGAAAACAUUACUUUGGAAUCGGGUGCAGACCUGAGUGAUGGUGAGAGAUCCUUCAUACUGAGUUGUACUCAUGGUUACUUAGCAAUAGUUGUUAGACCAUAG